CUCAAACUCAAUAAAGAUGCAAUUCAUUCAAACAUCUAAAGAGACUUAUCUCAGAGCUGUCCGUAACAGAUAGGCAGCUAUUUAUACCGAUAACGAAUUAGAACUAAACUUACAAGUCGAUUAAAGGCUAAGUCUAGGACCGAGGUGUGCAAAAUCAUGAUUAACUAGGGAGGAAUUUACCUACCACUCUUCAAAAAAUCAAUUUCGAGUUUCUUGGAGGAAUUUGGGACGAGACUAUCCCAAUAAGUGCAACAAUAUGAUACCCUGAGUAGUUAAUGGAAGGCAAACAAGUCAAACGCAUCACAGUUCCCUAAUUCAAGACUCUGACUGUUGAUAGAAUCUACGCCUUUGUGAGCAACCACUUCGGCAUUUACAUGUACUCCCCAGAGAGGAAAGGAAAGCCAUGGAUCCCAAACUGAGCAUUCAUCUGAAAUAUUAUCAAUUUUGCAUCUUUUAACGCCCUCAGUCAACACAAAACUUCAGGAUAAGUUUAGGAAGUUUAUUAAGAAGGGUAAAAGUAUAGAUAAAAAUUCUUCUUCAAGAAGAAGCAGUUCUACCUCUACAUUAAGACAAAAAUGUGGUGAUAUCCGGAGAUGACAUCGGUAGAACUCAAUUUUUGAUGAGAAAGUCAAAGAUAUUCAGAAGAGACAUGGAGAAUCAAGACAUGAAAAACCUUAAGGAGAAAGUCAAGGAAGCCAAAAUGCAAAAAUUUAAAGCUGAGAAGACAAUAAUCGAGCUGACAGCCCAGAUUUUUGUUAGAGCAAAAGGACGAGCACUUCGUAGAGACUCUGAGACCUUUAAGAAGCUUUUGAGAUGGACGCGAUAAAUAGGAAUGACAACUCAAUUACUAAAUAACUUCUUCCUACAAGAUCUCAUUACACCCAUUCUUUCUCAAAUACCUCAUCAAAUCAUUUGGCGAAAACUGCCAUCACUGGCACAAUUUUCGCUCAGCUUUACCACAACUGUUGUCGAGAGGGCUCUUAGGUGUUGAUAAGGAAGGAUAAAGGAUUGCCUAAACCCUGAAUCUUUCAAUUAUAUAAUAAGGAGCAAGUCAUGAGCUCUACUGGCUUGACGGGGAUAAAAAAAGCACUUCACUCAGCAUGGAGAGUUAAAGUGAAUUUGGAUGAGCAGGCUAAAGGAAUACAAGGGCACAAAGAGCACUUUUGUGAGAAGAAUCGAGAUACUAAAUCUCUCUAUAGAGCUGAGAAAAGCAACAUUCAUGGUACAGAUCAUUGUUGGCAUUUCAGAAAAUAUGCUUAAUUUUAUUAGAAGGUCAAUCUCUCCUCCGGGUUUUAUCCAUGAACUCGAUAAAAAAGAAAUCUAUAACUAUGCUAUCACCAUAUUUUGAAUACUAACAGAUAUCAAGGAACAAAAUAAUCUCGAAACCAUGAAAAAAGCUUUACAAAUUGCUUUUUCCUUUAUUGAGGGUUAUACAAAAGAUCUGCAAACUCAAGUGAGAUUUUUCACUCUAUUAUAUAAUGUUUUUAAGCAAAACUAUAGAUGUAGAUUUGAGGUUUUUAGUAGAUAGCUUUCAUUCUGAGAAGCAAACAACUGUAUAGUAGUCAUUCAGAGCAAUCUGAUCAUAAUUGAUCAGAUUGUUAACCAAUGGGAUAUAACCACAGAACAAAGAAUUGAGCUUUAUAAGAAAAUCAUUUCCAUUCUAAUUGAGGAAGAGAAACUAGCAGCUUAUGAAUUAAUGCUCAACACAAUCAGACUCUUUGGAGAAGAUGAAACUUUGAUCUCCGAAAAUAAGGACUUAAUCACCAAGACCAUCACUCUUGCUCUUGAGCAUCCUAAAAUUGCCCAAUUUGAGUAUUUAUACAAUAUUGCAGCUAUUCAAGUUUUCAAAAUUAAGAAAAUUGAAAGAAAAAAAUAAUUGAGCUCCUUCACAUCUUCACUUAUGAAAAGCUUGAAUACUUUACAAAAUGGGAAGAAAGUAACAAAGAGUAUCUUGAGUCCUCUUGAAUGGAGUCGUCAGUACUCAAAAAUAAAAUACAAUACAUCUCAUUCUUCUCUCUUGCAGUGACUGAUAACGUGAUUAGUUUUGAGAAACUUGCCAAAACCAUAGGGAUCUCAAAAGAUGAAAUAGAAGAAUGGGUUAUAAAUGCAGUAGUUAAUGGAAUCAUAGAUGCAAGAUUUAACCAAGAGCAAGAGCAAGAACAAGUAAUAAUCAACAUAUUUGCUCAAAGAUCAUCCAGCCUUAAAAAAAGGAGAGACAAGACUAUUAAAAACUUUGAUUCAGUGCAGAGCAAGAUCAAUGCUUA
This is a messenger RNA of Moneuplotes crassus, 2264 nucleotides long. Lineage: Eukaryota; Ciliophora; Spirotrichea; Euplotida; Euplotidae. The record is from the annotation of a GenBank genome assembly.